UCCAUCCUUCAGAGGCCGUCUUCCUUUACCAGCAUCGACAUGCGAGCUGUUGUGUUGUUGGGUCUGCUGCAUGGAGCCUUUUGUCAGAAUGUGUUCAGCUGGGACAACGGGGCCUCCGACACCCGACAAGUCCAACCCAUUGAGUGUCUUCCGGACCCCACCUCGUGUGGCUGCUGUCUGAUGCAGAAGAAGUUGCAGAGGAUGGAGUGGCUCUUCAACAAGACCGUGGAAGAAAUGAGCAAGAAUCUGACCAAUUCCAAGAUGGCCCUCAACGACAUGAGAGCCAGCCGUAGCGCCUUCUCCGUCGCCCUGGACAGAGCCGACGGCGGCGGCGGCUGCUUCGGCCCGUUCCCCGACGACCGACCCGUCCCCUACCGCCACGUCUUCCUCAACCUGGGCGCCGGCUACAGCGCCGCCACCGGCGGCUUCACCGUCCCCCGCUCCGGCGUCUACAGCCUGGCCGCCACCGUCUACUCUGCCUACGGCGCCCUGGGGACCGGAGCGUACCUGGCGGUCAACGGCCUGGCGGCGAGCGCGCUGCGCGAGAGGGAGAGCCGGGACCGCGAGGACAGCGCCACCCUGGUGGUGUCGGUGAAGCUGAAGGCCGGGGACAGAGUGGCGGUCGUCCUGCCCAAGGGGUUCGUCGUGUGCGACGACUCGAGCCACCUCAACACCUUCACGGGCUUCCUGCUGUACCCGUGCUGA
Molecule: messenger RNA, 705 nt
Organism: Pungitius pungitius (ninespine stickleback)
Lineage: Eukaryota; Metazoa; Chordata; Actinopteri; Perciformes; Gasterosteidae
Exons: 4
Coding region: 40-705 (221 amino acids)
Molecular function (GO): protein binding
Source: RefSeq, a predicted model, not a curated record